AUGCGAAAGCGAGGGCUACAGUACUCCCAAGGUGUUGCUGACAGAGAGAAGAUGAAGAAGAAGGAAAUGUUUUGUGGUAAACUCCACGUUUUGAGUCCAUUCCAGAGUAAACUAAACUGGGAACGAGAUAGAUCGUUCCAAAGCGGAAACCCAAACCAUUGCCUCGAGGUUGUGACUGUGGUGGCUGGCGAUGCAGUCUCGUCUGCGAUCUUCUCUUCUCUUGAGCUUGACAGCGGAAUUUGCAAUUUGUCAGGCACGAUUCGAUCUCGACCGGAUCUCCAUCAGCCAUGACGGUGCAAGAGUUGUUAGUUAGUUUUUCGUUUUCUUCUAGUUUUAUUAAAGCCUUUAGUUCGGGUAGCAACGACCACUUACACGCGCUACACAGAUUAGAGAAUGCUCAAGAAGGUGUGUCUUGCAGACUCUAAAGCUUUGGAAGGAGACGCAUGGUUGUAUCGCUUCAGACUGGAAGCGUGCAAGCGAAGGCGCCCCAGGGAAGAGCGUUGCGAGUUUGUAUAUAUUGCACUUUGUAGAGUAAUAAAUGUUUGAAUAUGCACAUGGACCCUGUCGAUGGCAAUGGCAGCCUUCACCACGGUCGGUUUUUCUGUGCAUAUGACGCCUGUAGCGUUGUGGUGUAUGACGGGUAGUGGCGCAAUUUUUUUUUCUGCUUGCGUUUUAUUGGCUCGUUUAUCAAUUUUGUCAGGAUGUUCUCCCGUUUUGUAGCAGUAAUUGCAUGCACAGCUUGUUUAUGGAUCGCUAGUCGGAGUUGGCAUCCGCAACAUAGAAGCACAAGA
This is a messenger RNA of Marchantia polymorpha subsp. ruderalis, 791 nucleotides long. NCBI's taxonomy places the organism in Eukaryota, Viridiplantae, Streptophyta, Marchantiopsida, Marchantiales, Marchantiaceae. The record is from the annotation of a GenBank genome assembly.